Procambarus clarkii (red swamp crayfish) is the source of this 2925-nucleotide messenger RNA. The record is from RefSeq and is a predicted model, not a curated record. NCBI's taxonomy places the organism in Eukaryota, Metazoa, Arthropoda, Malacostraca, Decapoda, Cambaridae.
UUAAUUCUGUGUAUUCGUGCCUACAGGAGCCACGGCCCUGAUCCUGGUGGGGAUCUGCACGGUCUUCCUCGUGUUCAUCUGCCUCAUCUUCUUUAUUCAAAAGGUCCGACGCCAGAGACUAGAACGCAAGGUUGAACAAGACGGUGAUGUUGUUAAGCCGCAGACGACCUACGAGGCUGCCGGCUCUUCCCACUACCACCCCAACCCCCUCUCCCUGCUCCCGCCGGCGCUCCUGCACGCCCUCACAAGCCUCACCUUGUCGGCGCACCAUGAGAGGCAUGAGGACCACCUCCCGCCUUCCUUUCUCACUAUGGAGCCUCCACAGUCAACCAACAGCCUUGGACGCCUCUGGUUCUCUGUCUACUAUGAUUACGUCGAGUCCACUUUGGUGCUUCGAAUACUUCAUGCCAGAUACACCAAGGGGCGGGGUUCGAGCACCAACCCGGGGGACGUGUGGGUGGAGGCGUGUGUCCUCACCCCCAUGAACAUGGUCAAGGGCUCCACCAAGACUGGCACCAGGAGGGCCAGCUCGGCGCCAGUUUUCAACCAAACCUUCAGAUUCAAGGUGGGUGACGAGGAGGUGACACAGUACCUACUGAGGCUGACACUGUACGACCGACACCCGCAGAAUGGCGAGAAGGCCGUGGGCUCCGUCAUCGUCCCCCUGAGCACCGUCGACCUCUGCUCCAGCGCCACUAUAUCCAGAGACCUCCAGUAACCACCUGGAAACUUACACGCCGAUAAAAUAUUGUACAAAGAUUCGCUGUCAAAUAAGAAAUAAUAUGUGAGAAUUGUGGUGUCGAGUUAAUAAACGACGAAUGAUAAGAGCUAAGAGUCUGGUUCUCGUGGCUCCUACUUAAGAGUUCCAAGAAUAUGUUAAUAGUCAUUCAUAGUCUUCCGCGGUGCAGCUGGCUUUUGUGGCCUAGCUAAGACGUCGAGAACGCGAGGACAGCUACAGCUUGCAAGACGGUGCAAACGAGACCAUCGUAAAGUGACGCUUUCCGGCAAUUUUCGUCGUGGUUUUUAAAGCGUGAUGGUACGACAAGCUUACGAAAGGACAUUUGAAAACGAGUGAGACGUCCUGUGAUUUACAUAUCCAUAUUAUCCUACUGAACCUUGUCUUGAAGAAGCUUAUAACGCUAUUUUUGGCCAAGCUGGAAGUUUCAUUUGGGUACCUGGUUCCUAAAUAUAUUUUAAAUUAUAAAAGUAAUAAUCACUUAGUCUGUGCAAUAUUGAUGGGAAUAUUCGCUGUGUACUUUGGAAUUGUUUUCAUGUAUAUUGUGUCUUUCUUCGCUUCCACUAAGUGAAAACCAGUACGGUUUCCCCCUGGCAUUGACCCAAAGAAUAUAUUGCCUACGAAUAUGAUAUCUGAAUAUUAUAAUAUUUGAUAUAAACAUUAUAUAUAUAUAUAUAUGUGUGUGUGUGUGUGCGUGUGUGUGUGUGUGUGUGUGACAAAAAAGCUGCAGGAACACGCAAGCUAUAGAUCAAUAAGAACUAAAUGACCCGGCCAGGAUUCGAACCCAUGACUCCCAGGAUCACCCCCAAACGUUCACUGUACCGUGACCACCGCACCAUUGGUCGUCUAUAGACGAUAAAUUUUACACACACCUAGCCAUGUCGUCAAACUUUGUACAGCACUAUCCUUGUCGUGUUCUGAAUUAUCUUUCAUUACAGUAUUAGUCCGAGUCAAACUUCAAUCUGGAAAGAGUGAAUCAGUUUUGCUGUAAAAUUUCCAGUUACCAUCGAUUCAUCGUGUCGAGGUUUGUCAGGCCCUUGAUAUGAUUCGGAGAAUAUUAAGACACGAGAUCAAUCUUAUUCAGUGAAGGUGAUUUCUAGGAAUUAUUUGUACUCGAUUCUUAACAGUGAAGAUAAUUAAUAUAUUAUCAUUUACGAGCCUCCAGUUGUAUGUACAACUCCAGUUGUGCGCUUCCAGUUGAAUAUUCUCGUAUUAAUAGAGACGAAUAUACAAGUCUGAAAAUGACCAGUUGCAUUUUCAGUUCUUCUAGUUUUAUUCCGGUCGUCUCAAAUAUAUUUUGUAAAUUCUUUGCUCUGCGCAAAUUUCUCUACCUGUCUACGCACGAGAAGACAUAGAGCGAUUAGAACUGAUUCUACAGUCGGAGGUUCUUCCAUAACACUUGUGAUAUAUAUACAUAGAGGUGAGGAUCACAGUACUUGUGUGUGUGGAAGGAGAUGGGGUCUGUGUACUUACCUAACACUGGCAAGUGAGAUAUAGUGAGUAUGUGUGUGUGUGAGUGAGUUGGGUGUAUGUAUGUGUAUGUGUGUGUGAGCGAGUUGGGUGUAUGUAUGUGUAUGUGUGUGUAUGCAUGUGAAGUUUUGCUUGUGGUUAUUGAGCUCCAGCUCCUGGCUCUGCCUUAACCCAUCGGUCGUGUAGUUUAAUGACUCGUGGCCGUUUAGGUUACUCACCUAGUUGUACUCAUCUAGUUGUGCUUGCAAGGGUUGAGCGCUUUGGUCCCGCCGCUCAACCGUCAGUGGCUUCGGUAACUCUAGGAUCUGUUGCGCCUCGUCCUAUCUAAUCUUGACUGGAGUUGGACCUCCAUCCCUCAGUUCAUUCCACACAGUACUCGUGCAAGAAGGAGAUGCUUUCUAGUGUCUCCGGAAUUGAAUUGUAUUUCGCUUUCUUCUGUAGCGUUUCGUUUGGUUUCCAUUCACACUGCACACUCUCCUUGUUCGUCCUGUCUUGAGUAUACCUGGAACAUACCUGGAGAAGGUUUCGGGAGUUCUUCUACUCCCCGAGCCCGGCUUGGGGCCAGGCUCGACUUGGGUUAAGUUGGUUUAACAAGUUGUUGAUUGGAGCGGCCCGCCGGUCCACAUAUCCACUCAACCCGUUCUCGCAAAUUCGUAAAGUCAAUAUUGACUUAUUAACUACGUGCAUAGGUGAUAUACUAAACAUAAUAGAUACCCUUA